Molecule: messenger RNA, 2093 nt
Organism: Zingiber officinale
Lineage: Eukaryota; Viridiplantae; Streptophyta; Magnoliopsida; Zingiberales; Zingiberaceae
Product: reticulon-like protein B21
Exons: 10
Coding region: 199-1803 (534 amino acids)
Source: RefSeq, a predicted model, not a curated record
UAAUAAUCUCCUUCCUCCUCCAUACUCCCCUUCUUGUCCACUCCUUGCUUCUAUUCCCUUCUCUUUUCCACUGAAUUACUCGCAGAAAGAGGAAGAAGGAAGGGCGAGCUUCUUCGACGGCCCAUUCCUUCUGCAGGGAUCGCUUUGCUUUCCUUGCUUCCCAAGUAAACGGAAAAUUGCACAGUGGCAGUGGCCGCCAUGCAGGGCGCCACCAGAAGAAGAACCUUGGCGAGGACCGGCGUCGUCGCCGGUUCCGUAUGGGAGGCCAGGAUGAGGGUCGACGCCGUCAACGGCGGCGUCAAGGUCUUCAACGCUGACGGCGGCGACGGCGACGGCGACGAAGAGGGAAUGCGGGUCUACCGGCGGCUGCGACGGAACCAGAGCGACAGCAUCGCGUCCUCGAGGAAGAGGAGGAACUGGACGGCACCUCAGGUCGAGGGAAGAAGCCCCAUUCAGUUGCGCAAGUCGAGGGAGGCGAAGGUGCUGGCGAUUGGAGAGGGCGGAGAGGGCACGAGCGACGGCGAUGGGGCGUCGGUGGAUAUCGGGAUCGAGGAUGAUGGGAUGAAGAGCUUUGAUGAUAAGGAGAUGGAUCUGCCAGCGGAGAAGGGGAACAGCGUCGAGGAGGAGGAGAAGACAAUUAGUCCUGUGCACGAGAUCCCGGUGCUCUCUCCUGCGAUAGAUAAGAAUCACGAUUCUCUUGUGCCACUGCCAGAUGUGGAACAGAGGAAGCAAUUGAAUAACUGGGCUACCGAUCCAGAUACCGCCGAUCCACCUGCUCCCAAACUAGGGAAAAAGUUGAAUCGUACUCUGAUUCUUCCAUCACUGGAUGCUGAAAAAAAGAUGAUGAAUCACAGGGCAAUUGAUCCAGAUCCCGUCGAGACAAAUCCUUAUGCAGGAAAGAAGAUGAAUCGCACCACAGUCAAUCCAGAUCCUGUCCAUACACCUUCUCUGGAUGGGGCAAGAGAAAUGCAAGAAGCAACCCCUAAAAACAACCACAACAGGUUGCAGAGCAUUGUGGAUUUGCUCAUGUGGAGAGAUGUACCCAAAACAGCAUUAGUUUUUGGUCUUGGAACAUUCAUUCUGGUAUCAUCUUCCUACGCCAGGGAUUUAAAUUUCAGCUUGAUUUCAGCUACUUCUUAUCUUGGUCUCAUCUUCCUUGCCUUGAUUUUCUUCUGCAAGUCCAUCUUGCGCAGAGGAGAGCUAGAGUAUGAUGAAAGGGACGAGAGGUACAUGGUGGGGGAAGAAGAUGCCAUUUGGAUCCUAAGGCUGCUUCUUCCUUACCUAAAUGAAGUAUUGUUUAAGAUGAGGGCCCUCUUCUCUGGAGACCCUGCAACUACCAUGAAGAUGGCUGUGCUGUUGUUUGCCAUGGCCAAGUGUGGAAGCUCCAUCACCAUUUGGACCAUGUCAAAGCUGAUUUUCUUUGGGGUCUUCACUGUUCCAAAAAUCUGCACUUCUUAUUCCACUCAGCUUUUGAAAUUUGGUAAAUUCUGGGUGGCGAGGUUCAGAGAUGGGUGGGAAUCAUGCACCCACAAGAAGGCCGUAACAGCCGCCGUCUUCACCCUCAUCUGGAACAUCUCCUCCACCGCGACACGCAUCUGGGCGGCAGUGUUCAUGCUGGUUGUGGCCUUAAAGCUCUACCAACAGCGUCUAUCAGAGGACUGGGGCAAUCAGGAAGGAGAGGUGGUGGUGGAAAAUCUAGCAAUGGCACAGGAGGCAGCUCCCAAACCAGGCAGGCCACAAUACAAAGGGGCCCCUAGAAGAAACGAGGCCAUGGGAGAGAACAAGCCGAAGAAGAGGAUUUAAAGUAGUAGCUGGAGCUGAACAUCAUACUUUGCUUUGAGGUCCCUCUCUAGAUAAAGAAGAACGUUGCAAAAGAGGAACGUGACAAAGGUGGCAAUUUCUAUCUGUUUUUCCCAUCUUGUCGUUUUCUAUUUGGAAUAACAAUAAUUGAUUCUGUGACUUCUCUGUAGCGUUAGGAGUAGCAUUUAGAAAUGUUCACUAAGGAAGCUUCCAUGUAGUCUGGGUUUCAAUAUUUUUUGUAACAAACGAUUGGUCUAAGUUGUUCUUAAAUAUAUUAUAUUGUUUUAAAAUUA